AUGUUCCUUCGCCAGCUUGAUUUGACGACUGCGCUGCGUCCCUCACUGCUCCCGGAUGAGACGCUUCUAUUCGUGCAGGAUGCCGUGGGCUUGUACGAAGGGUCAUACAAGUUACCUAAUCACCAGAACGGCCAUGCCUACCUGACCUCGCACCGAGCCUGCUACGUAGAUAAUGAAGAGCCGAGAAAGUAUAGUGUUGCUCUAGAGCUCAAGGAUGUUGACAAGUCGGACUUCUACGCCGGCUUCCUGAAGUCCUCUCCCAAGAUCACACUCUACCCGAAGCCCUCAAAGCGCGCUUCUUUAACACCUUGGGGCCCACCUCUAUCAGUCAGUGGCAGCGCAAGACUAAGCCCAACAUCCACGCCUCCAACACGGCAUGGCAGCCCAGCACGCUCUUUCGCGCCCUCCCCGGUGCCACCCGUAACAACCGCUACCUGGAUCUGUCCCAUAUGCUCGUUCUCCAAUCCUGUACCGACGAACUUCGAUCCUGCUACUGCAAACGCACAUACGCCAUUGCCGCCAUGUCUCGCAUGCGGCAUCAAACCGCCUCUCAUACAUGUGGUCAAGGCGGCAAUAGCAGGCAUAAGCAAACGGCAAGCGCCAGUUGUUGCGCCCGUACCGCAAAGGAACUUUGAUCCAUUCGCCAGUUUGUCGCAGACACAAUUAGCCGCUGCGCCUUCGUUCAUAUGUCCUCGAUGCACUUUUGAGAACCACCCAUCGCUCAUAGCCUGCGAGAUGUGCGGUGCUUCCCUGGUGUCGGCACCAGACAAGCGCCUUGAUCUCAGCGAUGCGGCUUCACGGCGAAUAGAGUCGCCCGGGCCGUUCCUCGACGAUCAGUCUAUCGAGAGCGACUCUGUCGAGUGCGUCAAGUUUUCUUUCCGUGCAGGAGGCGAGAAGAUCUUCUACGAGCGGCUGAAGGGCGCGUUGGUGCAACGAAAAUGGCUCCUCUAUAGCGCACCACCAGUACCGAAGCCCAACAAUCCCCCUGGCGCCCCCCAGAACGGGCGUUCUACUUUCAACGCAAGCUCAUCCAGCCCUAUCCCCGAGAAGGGCAUUGGCAUAGCUGGCCUCGAGCGGAGAGGGGCGGAGUUGAGGAAGAACAAUGAAGUCGUGAUCGGCAGCGCCUUCGAAGACCUCGAAGCACUCAUGACGUCCGCUAAAGAAAUCAUCGCACUUGCAGAGCAAUUCGCUUCACAAGCGAGUAUGAGCUCAAAUGGCAACGCUUCGGAGGCCAACGCAUUGAUAUCGCAGUCUGCAUCCGCACUCGGUCUGGUGACCACGAAAGAUAUGCUAGGCUCAGGCAGUGGCUCGGAGUCGCUCUAUGUGUCGGAGCUUUCACGGAACUUGGCUGAGUUCCUUACCGACGACUCCAAGGGGAUCCUCAAACGAGAAGGCGGCAUCAUGAGCUUGGUAGAUCUAUGGGCAGUCUUCAAUAGAGCAAGAGGUGGCGUCGAGCUCGUCAGCCCCGCAGACUUCGAGAAAGCAGCACAGAUGUGGGACAAGCUCAAGCUUCCAGUCCGACUCCGGAGGUUCAAAAGCGGCCUUCUAGUUGUUCAAGGCCGCGAUCGGACUGAUGAGAAGACCAUCGCUAGCUUGCGUGCAUGGCUCAAGGAACUUCAUUUCGAUAUACCCAAAGACGAGGUCACCUGGGACUGGACGCACUUCGGCCGCGGUAUCACCGCGCAAGAAACAGCGCAGAGGUUCGGCUGGAGCGUGGGUGUCGCGAGCGAGGAACUCGAGAUGGCAGAGGAGAAGGGUGCGCUCUGUCGCGAGCAAGGCUUUGAUGGCCUGAAGUUUUGGGAGAACUGGCUCGUGGAGUUGCCUGUAGAGACCCCAGGAAGCAGCCAGCAGUGA
Molecule: messenger RNA, 1854 nt
Organism: Coniosporium apollinis CBS 100218
Lineage: Eukaryota; Fungi; Ascomycota; Dothideomycetes
Exons: 3
Coding region: 1-1854 (617 amino acids)
Biological process (GO): protein transport to vacuole involved in ubiquitin-dependent protein catabolic process via the multivesicular body sorting pathway
Cellular component (GO): late endosome membrane; ESCRT II complex
Molecular function (GO): phosphatidylinositol-3-phosphate binding; ubiquitin binding
Source: RefSeq, a predicted model, not a curated record